Messenger RNA from Penicillium alfredii, 1128 nucleotides. RefSeq lists its product as uncharacterized. The transcript has 3 exons. The coding region runs from base 1 to 1128 and encodes 375 amino acids. The record is from RefSeq and is a predicted model, not a curated record. NCBI's taxonomy places the organism in Eukaryota, Fungi, Ascomycota, Eurotiomycetes, Eurotiales, Aspergillaceae.
AUGAUCGUUGUAGAACCGCACAAGACAAAGUCUUUGCGGGGUCUGGGAAGCAUAAAUCAGACAAUCAAGCACAAAGAAAUUGCCAACUGGAGAGAACAUCGUCUCGCGCCACGCCUGGAAGCAGCCGCUCAAGCGGGCUACCAAUGCAUCGGCCUAUUCGACGAGUGCUGGGCCGCAUACCUAGAAGAGCAUGGACUACCAGGAGGCCAGCUAUGGGAAGCAACGGCGGAAAACCUGCAAGUGGCUCGAAAGUUGGGGGGUUUGGUAAAGUCCCUGGGCAUGCGAAUCGCUUGUACCCAGCCUCUUCGCAAAAUCGAAGGCAUCAAGGACCCGAUCGAGCGUCGUCACGCUUUGGACCAUGUGGCAAAGCGGUUCCCAUUUAUGCGAGCCUUUGACACUGACUUGGUCUUUAUGUGUGCCAACAUUCGCACCGACGACGGAGUGACGUCCGAUCUCAAAACUGUUGCCAGGGAUUUGGCAGAGCUUGGCGAUUUGGCAGCGGCCCUUUCCUGGGCCUCGCGGAAUACAUGGUCGGCAUCUUGGGAGCCGGUGCGAUUUGCCAACCGCCCAAAUGUUGGGCUGAUUCUCGACGCGUUCAACGUCCUCGCUGUCGGGUUUGCUGAUCCUUACCAUCCGGAUGGACACGGGCGCAUAUAUGGCACACUCGAGGAGUCGUUGGAGGUUCUGACGGGGUCCUUGGCAUCCCUGGUGGCGACAGUCCCCGGCGACCACAUCUUCUUUUUCCAAUGUGGUGAUGCUGAACUGGUAAAUCCCGUCAGCCUUCUUCCGAGAGAUCCAGAUACACCGGCUCUGCUUCCAUGGUCCCGCAGUCAUCGUCUCUAUCCCUUAGAACAAUCUCGGGGAGGUUACAUGCCGGUCGAACUGGUCACUGCCGCUGUGCUGGCCACUGGAUAUCAAGGACCAAUAUCGCUCGAGGUGUUCAAUGUCUCCCUAAAUCAACCUGGCGAGUGUGUACCUGCGGAGCAUGCUAUGCGAGGAAUGAGGAGCCUAAGCAAGCUGGUAGAGACGACCAGAGUGCUGUCUCCGUUCUGGGAGAGACAAGUCGACACCCAGCAUGCUAUGGCCCAAGUGAUUCGCCGACUACGGUUGACGAGCCACCGACUCUAG